GAUGGCAGAGUCGCGGCAUACGCACGAAUCAUGGUUGUAGAAGGCCCCCGGACCCACUGCGGCUUGGACGAGUGGGAUCAGUAGGCCCAUCUGGUCUAUAAAAGAUGGAUACUUCGCUGUUGCCUGUCGUCGCCCUUACCGUCGUCGUGCCUGCGCUGGCAAUGAGCGUCCCUCGUGCCGCUGACUCGACCACCUGGCCUUCCGGAACCCAGACAGGAGAUGGUACGUUCUACGGCAUCGGCUUGGGUGCCUGCGGUAUCGACAAUACCAACGCCGACUACGUCGUGGCGGUCUCCGCGCUGGUUUUUAACGCAGAGCCUGGCUACACCGGCAGCGACCCAAACACCAAUCCACUCUGCAACCAGCAAAUCACCGCUUACUAUCAAGGCAACAGUGUCACCGUCACCAUCGUUGACUCUUGCUCGGGCUGCGGAUCCUGGGAUCUGAAUUUUAGCCCGACGGCGUUCGAGCAGCUGGCACCUUUGUCCGUGGGUCGAAUUCAUGGUAUGACCUGGGUAAUAUUGGGGUAAACCUCCAACGCACAACAAACGCGUCGUGGCGCGAAGGGCUGUUGCGCAGCGCAAUGUAGAAUAGAAGACAAGUACUGUACAUCGGCACGCACUCUCAGUGAACGCUCUGGUUGAGCACGCAAACUGGCGAUGUACCCUGCCUUAUGUACGACCGAUCACGACUUGGAUACGAUACUGGCAACGUUUUGUGGGGUUGUUCAGGGAGAGCAAGGAGCUGUGCAUGUUAGCCGGCGCCGAUACUAAUUACUUACCUGGGAUUGUGGGAUUGUUUCCCAGCUGUUAUAUAUACGACUUCUACGUUUUGAUAGCAAGCAUCAGUAGAGCGCUGUGACUGAGGAUAAGUAGAGUGGGGCACGGAAGCGCGAUAUGAUGGGAGAGGCGAAGUGACGUCGGGCGGGUGACGUCACCGACGCGAUGGCGUCCAACGCCCGCCCGCAGACGCGCCCCGUUAUAAGCUACGGUCCAUUCAACC
This is a messenger RNA of Fomitopsis serialis, 1002 nucleotides long. RefSeq names its product plant expansin. The transcript is spliced from 5 exons. The record is from RefSeq and is a predicted model, not a curated record. Lineage: Eukaryota; Fungi; Basidiomycota; Agaricomycetes; Polyporales; Fomitopsidaceae. The coding region runs from base 105 to 530 and encodes 141 amino acids.